This is a messenger RNA of Calliphora vicina (urban bluebottle blowfly), 421 nucleotides long. It is a transcript of the gene IFT20, whose product is annotated as intraflagellar transport 20. The transcript has 2 exons. Bases 1 to 396 code for a protein of 131 amino acids. Gene Ontology annotation, biological process: protein localization to cilium; intraciliary transport; centrosome localization. Gene Ontology annotation, cellular component: Golgi apparatus; centrosome; cilium. NCBI's taxonomy places the organism in Eukaryota, Metazoa, Arthropoda, Insecta, Diptera, Calliphoridae. The record is from RefSeq and is a predicted model, not a curated record.
AUGACUGAAGAGUUACAAAAGGCAGGACUAUUUAUUGAUGAUAUUUAUAGAUUACGGGUGCAAGAUCCCCGCAUUGCCACCGAAACUAAUGAACUGAGAGAAGAAUGUUUGGAGUAUGCCGAAAAAUUGGAUGAGUUUAAGAAGUUGGCCAUUGAAUUUCAUAAAAUUGUCAAUAAUUAUGGCAAAGAUGUGGAAAAGGAAAAGUUAAGAGCUAUUGGCACGCAAAAUAUGUUGAAAACUAUGGCCAAACAAAGACAGUCAGAACAGCAGUUGUAUCAGAGUAAAAUCCAUGAAAAGAAUUUAGAAUUGGAGCGUUUGAAAAGUGAAUAUCAGUAUUUACAGCGCAUUGAAUCCGAACAACAGGAACUUAUAAAUAACUUUUUGAUGAAUCAAUAAAAAAAAUGUGUGUAAAUGACUUAAA